Messenger RNA from Oncorhynchus masou masou (cherry salmon), 6186 nucleotides. Its product is annotated as transient receptor potential cation channel subfamily M member 4-like. NCBI's taxonomy places the organism in Eukaryota, Metazoa, Chordata, Actinopteri, Salmoniformes, Salmonidae. The transcript is spliced from 27 exons. The coding region runs from base 52 to 3948 and encodes 1298 amino acids. The record is from RefSeq and is a predicted model, not a curated record. Gene Ontology annotation, biological process: calcium ion transmembrane transport. Gene Ontology annotation, molecular function: calcium-activated cation channel activity; ligand-gated calcium channel activity. Gene Ontology annotation, cellular component: plasma membrane.
ACACACGUCCCACGAUAUUCAAAAUGAAAGGAGUGAGGCAUCCUCCGCUACAUGCGAGAACUCAUUUUCCACUUUUGCAAACUUGUUCAGUCAGCACAGAAGAAAGCAUGCUACACCAGGAAAGCUCAACUAACCCAACUGGAAUUUGAGGGAGAUCUUACAAGAAGAUUUCGGGGAGAAUGGAAUGAAAGUUCCACAAUGCAUCAAGGAGGCUGGAACUCUUCUGAAAAGAGUUGGAUCUCCAAGAUCAUCAAGAAGAGAGUGUGCACCACAUUCAUAGAGGACUGCCUUAGUAAUGGGGCGCUGUGCCAGUGCGGGGGUGAGCGUGAAACGCACGGCUCCAUCGCUACGAGAGACUAUUUCGGUGCAGCCAUCGUCAGCCAGUGGGAUAGCUCUCAGCACUCCUCAGAGUACCCCACCGACGCCUUCGGAGAGUUGGAGUUCGCAGAGGCUGGCAGGAGACACAGCCAUUUCCUGCGCCUGUCGUGCGACACCACCCCUCAGAUGGUAUACACCCUGAUGACAGCCCACUGGGGGGUACCCUCCCCCAACCUGGUGGUUUCUGUGGUGGGGGGUGAGGGGUGCGAGAAAGUCAAGACCUGGGUCAGGGAGGUGCUGAGACAGGGGCUGGUCAGGGCAGCACAGAGCACAGGGGCGUGGAUAGUGACGGGGGGGCUGAGGGAGGGAGUGAGUCAUUGUAUUGGGGAAGCAGUGAGGGAUCAUGCGGCGGCGGCCUCCUCCCUGUCCCAGAAGAAAGUCAUCGCUGUGGGCGUGGCCCCCUGGGGGUUGGUGCACAACAGACAGCAGCUCAUCAACGCACAGGGUAGUUUUCCAGCACAAUAUUAUGUCCAGAACACAUCCCGUGACUCGUGCUGCCUGGAUAAUAACUACCAGGCCUUCCUGCUGGUGGAUGAUGGGAGUGUAGGCCGGCGGGGAGGGGAGAUGGUCUUCAGGGCCAAGAUGGAGGACUACAUCUCCCACCAACGCACAGGCAUCUGGGGCAGUGGCAGUAUAGAUGUCCCUGUAUUGUGUAUGCUCAUCUCAGGGGACGCUGCCAUGCUGGAGAGGGUGGAUCUCUCUCUGAAGAAGGCUACUCCCUGGCUGGUGUUGAAUGGUUCUGGUCCAGCGGCGGAUCUCAUCUGUGAGCUGCUGGAUGCACUGUCAGCCGGGCCCAUGAGCCCCCCCUCUCCCCAGCCAGAGGGUGAGGGGAGCAAGAGCCCCAGUGCGGAGCUGCGCGACAGGGCCCGUGAGAGGGUCCGGUGGCACUUUACUGCCGAGGAAGACCUGGAGAAGCUGGUGGACAGGGCUCUGAGUAUCUACCAGAACAGAGAUCUGAUCACAGUUUUCCACGGGGAGCAGGAGAGUUCUGAUGAUUUUGACACAGUGCUACUGAAGGCUCUCGUCAGAGCUAGUAAACGUGUGUCCAGCGAUGCCAGUGAGUACACAGAGGAGCUGAAGCUAGCAGUAGCCUGGAACAGGGUGGACAUCGCUAAGAGUGAACUCUUCAAUGGAGGCAUCCAAUGGCAGUACGAGGACCUAGAGGAUUCCAUGACGGACGCGCUGAUCAACGACAAGCCCCAGUUUGUGCGUCUCUUCACCGAGAAUGGCCUCAACAUCCUGGACUACCUGACAUACCGGCGUCUGGAGGGCCUGUACCGCUCGCUUUCCGACAGCUCUCUGGCCUACACGCUGCUCCAGCGCCUCCUCACAGAGAGGCAGGGCUUGGCCGGGUCUCUGCCCACCGUCCCCUGCUCUCUGGACAGGGCCUCGCUCCUCAAGAGCCCCAUAUCAGAACCCUCGUCGGCCAAAGAGCUCAGCUUGUAUGAGAUGUCAAGGCUUCUAUGGGACAUCCUGGGAGAUGUGUGUGAGCCCUUCUACUACAGACCUCUGAAGUUGGACCAGAGCACCAGCACCAGGAGAGCACUGAAGCACAUGAAAAAGUUGUUGCUGGAGGAGUGUACAUACAAGGAGCAGCGCUGUCUCUCUCCCUGGGCCUCUCUGUUCAUCUGGGCCGUGCUGCAGAACCGCAGCGAGAUGGCCGUCUACUUCUGGGAGAGGGCAGGGGAGUCUGUCCUCAGUGCUCUGGCAGGCUGUAAGAUUCUGAGGGAACUGUCUAAGCUGGAGAGUGAGACGGAGACCAAGCUCUCUAUGAAGGAGCUGGCCCAGAAGUUUGAGAACUUGGCCCUUGACGUGUUCAGUGAGUGCUACCAGAGCAGUGAAAGACGCUCCUUCACCCUCCUUAUAAGGAAGUCUCCUGUGUGGGGCGGAGCUACCUGUCUGCAGAUGGCCACUGCAGCUGACGCCCGCCUCUUCUUCAGCCAUGACGGCGUGCAGUCUCUGCUGUCUCAGAUAUGGUGGGGAGACAUGGAGAGGAGCACGAAAGUAUGGAAACUGGUCCUCACUUUCUUCUUACCCCCCCUCAUCUACACCAACCUCAUCACUUUCAGGGAACAGGAGGAGGAGGGGAAGUCUGAGGAGGUGACUCAUGGUCGGGACACAGAGAGUCUGGAUGGAGGAGAUGCCACCGUGUUUUCCCUCGCCGACAUCAUGCAAACGGAAGAGGAUGCUGAGGAAUAUGCUGCUUUAAGGGCCAAACUGAAAGGUGCCUCCAAUCCCAAGAGGCCCUUCAUACUGCAGCGCUGGAGGGAGUUCUGGUUUGCGCCCGUCACCUCGUUCCUGGGCAACGUGCUGAUGUACUUCCUGUUCCUCUCCUUGUUUGCUUAUAUCCUAUUGUUGGACUUCAAGCCCCCGCCGCCUCACGGCCCGUCCACCUUAGAGUUUGUUCUAUACUUCUGGGUCUUCACCAUGGUCUGUGAGGAGAUUCGACAGACGUUCUUCGUGGGCAGCAACACUAUAUAUCAGAGGAUGAGUCUCUACAUCCAGGACAUGUGGAAUAAGUGUGACAUCUUGGCCAUCUCACUCUUUGCCCUGGGCAUGUGCUGCAGAAUGUUCCUGUGGUCCUAUGAGUUUGGCCGUGCUGUGUUUGCUGUGGACUACAUGGUGUUUACCCUUCGUCUCAUCCACAUCUUCGCCAUCCACAAACAACUGGGACCCAAGAUCAUCAUCGUCGGCAACAUGAUGAAGGACAUCUUCUUCUUCCUCUUCUUCCUGGCGGUGUGGCUCAUGGCCUACGGCGUAGCCAAUCAGGCACUGCUCUACUCCUAUGACCCCCGUCCCAAUUGGAUCUUUCGCAGAGUGUUCUACAGGCCAUACCUACACAUAUUUGGACAGAUCCCCAUACACGAAAUGGAUGCUGAUAAACUGGAGGAGGGGAUACAGUGCACCAAUAACGCAACCCUGAUCGAGGCAGGGGCAGAGCCUUGCAUGAGUACCUACGCCAACUGGCUGGUGGUCAUCCUACUGGUCAUCUACCUGUUGGUCACCAACAUCCUCCUGGUCAAUCUGCUCAUCGCCAUGUUCAGUCAUACGUUCUCAAAAGUGCAGGAGAACAGCGACACCUACUGGAAGUUUCAGCGCUACAAGCUUAUCUUGGAGUACCAUUCCAGACCCUGCCUGGCGCCACCCUUCAUCAUCAUCUCCCACCUCCACCUCUUCAUCAAGAGGCGCAUCCGCAGGAUCCCCUCCCUCAAGAUCAAACACUUUGUUCUGGAGAUCCAUGGUAGGCAGGCCAGUAAACUAAACAUGUGGGAGGCCAUCCAGAAGGAGAAUAUACUCUCUGCCCAGAACAAACGAGAGAGAGAGAGCGACUCGGAGAGACUCAAACGCACCUCCAUCAAGGUGGACAGUGUCCUAAAGCAGAUGGUAAAGAUCCAGGACCACAACCGCAGGCUGAGAGUGCUAGAGACCGAGUUGGAGUAUUGUUCUAGUGCCCUCUCCUGGAUGGUGGACGCUCUCUCUCAGAGUAACUUGAUAAAACCCACACGUCCUCCGCCCAUUCUCAGAGAACAGCCUCAAUUUGUCGGGGCAUGGACUCUACAAGGUGUCUAAAGGCAUGCUGGCCCAUGUUGACUCAAAUGCUUCUUCAAAUGCAGUUCUUGACACACUCAAACCGGUGCAACUGGCACCUACUACCAUACCCCAUUCAAAGGCACUUACAUAGUUUGUCUUUCUUCUGAAUGGCACACACACAAUAUGUAAUAUAUAUAUCAAUUUUCUCAAGGCUUAAAAAUCCUUCUUUAACCUGUCUCUUUCCCUUCGUCUACACUGACUGAAGUGUAGGCGACAUCAGUAAGGGAUGAACCUGGUCAGCUUUCACCUGUUCAGUCUAUGUUCCUAAUGUUUUGUACCCUGUGGUUCUUCAAUCAAAAGUUUCUUCACGGUACUGUUUUAUGGUGCAUUACAGUGCUUGCCGUUAAUGCUUAUCCAAACCAUCAGUGGGCAUCUUUGAGCAAAUAUACUCUAAUUACUAAUGAGGGCAUUUGAAGCUGAGCAGAGGUCAUCAUGCCAUGCAAUUGUGAAUAUUUAUUUUAUAGUAUUUGAUAGCCUAAUAAUAAUAAUCUUCCAAUUGUGAAUUAAGAACUGGGCAGGAGUAGGCUACAUACAGGCUACAUACAGUACAAUGACUAUACCCGGGAAAGAAAAGCAACAUGCUUCCUACUGUACAAAUGUAACUCGUUCAGUCACAUGCAGACCAGAUGUUAUGAUUUUGUUGAUGUCAAGGUUUGUAAUAAUAUGCAAUUUGCCAAUCAAAUAUACUCCAUUCUCCAGCUUGUUGGUGCUUGCUUCUCUGCACAAAUCAUUUGACUUCUGCAGUUUGAGAUGAUGUACAGUGGGGCAAAAAAGUAUUUAGUCAGCCACCAAUUGUGGAAGUUCUCCCACUUGAAAAGAUGAGAGAGGCCUGUAAUUUUCAUCAUAGGUACACUUCAACUAUGACAGACAAAGAGAGAAAAAAAUCUCAAAUCACAUUGUAGGAUUUUUUAAAUGAAUUUAUUUGCAAACUUGCACAAUUGGUGGCUGACUAAAUAUUUUUUGCCCCACUGUAUUCCCUUUUCUUUAUGAAAAGAAGUUGAUACUGGCCUUUUAUUUACCAUUUAUUUCUAAUAUUAGCUUGAUUAUAGAUGUCACUACAACUUGAUUGGAGUCCAUCUAUGGCCAAUUCAAUUGUUUGGACAUGAUUUAUAAAGAAACUUACAGUGCAUGUCAGAGCAGAAACUAUACCAUGAAGUCCAAGGAACUGUCCAUAGAUCUCCGAGAUUUGUGAUGAGGCAUAUAGCGCAUUCGGAAAGUAUUCAGACCCCUUGACUUUUUCCACAUUGUUACGUUACAGCCUUAUUCUAAAAUUGAUUAAAUAUUUUUUCCCCUCAUCAAGUCUACACAUAAUAACCCCCCUUUUUUUUGCAAAUGUAUUAAAUAUGACAAACAUACCUUAUUUACAUAAGUAUUCAGACCCUUUGCUAUGAGACUCGAAAUUGAGCUCAGAUGCAUCUUGUUUCCUUUGAUCAUCUUUGAGAUGUUUCUACAACUUGAUUGGAGUCCACCUGUGGUAAAUUCAAUUGUUUGGACAUGAUUUUGAAAGGCACACAACUGUCUAUAUAAGGUCCCACAAUUGACAGUGCACGUCAGAGCAGAAACCAAGCCAUGAGGUCGAAGGAUUGCGUCGGCACAGAUCUGGGGAAGGUUACCAAAAAAUGUCUGCAGCAUUGAAGGUCCCCAAAAACAGUGGCCUCCCUCAUUCUUAAAUGGUAGUUUGAACCACCAAGAUUCUGCAGCACUCCAUCAUUCAAGCCUUUAUGGUAGAGUGGCCAGAUGGAAACCACUCCUCAGUAAAAGGCACAUGACAGCCGGCUUGGAGUUUGCCACAAGGCACCUAGACUCUCAGACCAUGAAACAAGAUAGUCUGGUCAAAUGAACCAAGAUUGAACUCUUUGGCCUGAAUGCCAACCGUCACAUCUGGAGGAAAUCUGACACCAUCCCUACGGUGAAGCAUGGUGGUGGCAGCAUCAUGCUGUGGGGGAUGUUUUUCAGAGGCAGGGACUGGGAGUCUAGUCAGGAUCGAGGGAAAGAUGAACGGAGCAAAGCACAGAGAUCCUUGAUGAAAACCUGCUCCAGGGCGCUCAGGACCUCAGGCUGGGGCAAAGGUUCACCUUCCAACAGGACAAAGACCCUAAGCACACAGCCAAGACAACGCAGGGGUGGCUUCGGGACAAUCUCUGAAUGUCCUUAAGUGAACCCUAUCAAUGUGAGAUCAUUUUUAUUUUAUUUUAGAAAUGUUCAAAAAUUCACACA